Messenger RNA from Penicillium manginii, 1344 nucleotides. RefSeq names its product NAD(P)/FAD-dependent oxidoreductase. Gene Ontology annotation, molecular function: proline dehydrogenase activity; sarcosine oxidase activity; L-pipecolate oxidase activity. The transcript is spliced from 2 exons. The record is from RefSeq and is a predicted model, not a curated record. Lineage: Eukaryota; Fungi; Ascomycota; Eurotiomycetes; Eurotiales; Aspergillaceae. The coding region runs from base 1 to 1344 and encodes 447 amino acids.
AUGGCUAAGUCAGAGCGCAUUGUUAUCGUUGGUGCCGGAGCCUUUGGCCUCAGUACGGCCCUGAGAUUGAAGGAAGAGGGGUACACAUCUGUCACGGUACUUGAUCGCUCUAUGCCACCCGUUCCAGAUGGAUCAAGCAACGACAUUUCUCGUAUCAUCCGAUUUGAUUACGGAGACGCUAUCUAUGCCAACAUAGCAAAGGAAGCAUUCGAACUCUGGAAGACCCCCGAGUAUUCGGACGCAUUCUAUCAGACUCCAUGCCUCUGGGUAUGUCAAGAUGGCACACCAGAACAGCCUGUGCAGCCCAAAGCCAAAGAAUAUAGCGACAAGACGAAGCGUGUUUUGAGUGAAAUGGGCCAAGAAUGGCACGCGGUCAAAAGCGUAGAGGAGGCCAAGGAAACGUUCCCCAAACUCACCGGCCGCCUUGCAAAUCCCGGGUUUGAUGGCUUCUACAACAAUGCCGCCGGAUGGGCUGAUGCAGGCAAAGCUAUCAGCCGACUGGCGUCUCGCUGUAUCUCGGUGGGUGUUUCCUUCAUCGCAGGUCCAAAUGGCCAGGUCAUCGACUUCGAGAAGGACCAGGAUGGAAACAUUAAAUCCGCCAUGACUGCAGACGGUAACAAAUUUGCCGGAGAUAAAUUCAUCGUGGCUACUGGUGCUUGGACUGCCAGUUUAGUGCCUGCUUGGAAUUCCAUGCUGGCUGCCGGCCAGCUUGUUGGCUACUUGAAAUUAACACCGGAAGAGGUCAUUCAACUGAAGGACUUGCCCAUCUAUUUUAACUUUUCAACUGGCUUUUUUUGCUUUCCUCCACACGAGGCGACUGGCUACUUGAAGGUCGCGGUCCACGGAUUGGGCUAUACACGCAACAACAACUCCGCGAAUGUAUCCUCGCCGCCUACGAAUCCUGUCGCUUCUCGCGCCAACUAUGUUCCCGAGGAAGGCUUGAAGAGAAUGCAAGCUGGUUUGCAAGACCUUUUCCCACAUCUGGCAUCAAGGGGAUUUGAGCGAACUGGAAUUUGCUGGUAUAAUGACACACCCACCGGUGAUUUCAUCUUCGACUUCCAUCCCGACCACAAAAACCUCUUCAUCGCUACCGGUGGCAGUGGACAUGCCUUCAAGUUUCUUCCCGUCAUCGGAAAAUACAUCAGCGCGGCUAUGCAGCGUAGCCUGCCAAGCGAACUACUCAAAAAGUGGAAAUUCCCCACCGAAUUUCGCGAGGGUUUCAGAGAUGAAGUAUUUGCAGGAGAUGGUAGCCGUGGCGGACCUGCAAGACGAGAAUUGACUGCGAAGGAGCGAGCGACCUUCGACUCUGCACUCAACUUGUCCUCUCGACAAAGCAAAAUCUAA